This is a messenger RNA of Drosophila yakuba, 2244 nucleotides long. Its product is annotated as vanin-like protein 3. Lineage: Eukaryota; Metazoa; Arthropoda; Insecta; Diptera; Drosophilidae. The coding region runs from base 16 to 1593 and encodes 525 amino acids. The transcript is spliced from 2 exons. Gene Ontology annotation, molecular function: hydrolase activity, acting on carbon-nitrogen (but not peptide) bonds, in linear amides. The record is from RefSeq and is a predicted model, not a curated record.
UGAACUAAAAACACCAUGGCUGCAUUCCAUCGUCGAUUUCUCUGGCUCCUCGGUGUUACUUUGCUUUUGGCUGAUGUCAAUUCCACUGAGAAUGCAUUCUAUAUAGCUGGUGUAGUGGAGUAUCGACCGACGAUUAUGGGUGGCACUUCGGAACAGCUGUUGGAGGCGAAUCUGGCUGGUUAUCUGGAAAUCAUGGCUUCUGGGAAUGGCACUACGGACAUCAUAGUCUUUCCGGAGGCCACACUAAAUAGUGUGAUUACCCUGACUGUAGUGCCAAAAUCUACGGAGCAAAGUUUGUGUGAUGAGCAGGUGGGUGAUGAUCCGGAGAUAGCAACAUUCCUGAGAUCUUUGGCCUGUGCGGCCAGGGAAUAUAGCACCUAUCUGGUGGUCAAUGUUAAGGAGCAGGUUGCAGAGCAUUGCACUGCGGAUGAGACAUGUUCCAGUAGCGGCUAUUCGAUUCAUAACACCAAUGUUGUGUUCGACAGACGAGGAGCGGUGAUAUCGCGCUAUAGGAAGUGGAAUCUUUACUUGGAACCAUCCACCAAUCGAACGGAAUCCCCUGAAAUAGCCACCUUUACAACGGAUUUCAAUGUGACUUUCGGUCAUUUCAUCUGCUUCGACAUGCUCUUCUAUACGCCGGCCCAGGACUUGGUGGAGCAACUGGGCAUCCGCCAUGUGAUUGUCACCAAAAUGUUCAACUCGGAGCUGCCCUUCCUCACAGCCUCCCAAUUCCAGCAGGGAUGGGCGUGGGCCAAUCGGGUGAACCUCCUGGCCUCCGGAGCAAGCCUUCCGCAGGGUGGAAUAAGUGGCAGUGGAAUUUACGCAAGUCAACAGGGCGCUCUGGCGCGACUUAUGAUCGCGGAUGAACUGGAGGGCCAGAGGAAGUUGCUUCUGGCUAGAGUUCCCCUCGAUCCCGACGAGCCGAUAGCCACGGAUGAGAUUUUGGAGUCGGAAAGGACGACUCCGGUGAAACUGAAACUCCUGCAGCAACCUGAACUUAAGAACUUUGCCACCUGGGAGUUGCCCAAGGUUCAGGGAAGUUCGGUGGACAAGAGGAUAUGCCAGGAGGACUUGUGCUGCGAGUUCCGGGCCACUUGGACCUUGGUGGGCACCCAACAGGAAUAUAACUACAGAUUGGGUGUUUGGGUUGGCCAGAGGCGGUACGAGGAGGAGCAGUACAGUGCCAUCCGGCUGUGUGGUCUGUUCGCCUGCACAGGUUCCACUGUGGAGAGUUGCGGCCUCAUAAGCGAGGAACAGGAACACCUGCAGGAGCACCAAGUGGUGUUCACCAAGCUCCAGAUCCUUGGGGAGUUUGUCCAGAGACCACGACGUCUUUUAAUGCCCAGCACCUUGAGCUCCUCCAGUCUGUAUGCCCUGCAACCAUCCCAAUUAACGUGGUCAAUGAAGGAAUCGGUUAAUGUAACGCGGAUUAAGAUGGAGCUGCUAGAACCUCAUGGCCAGCUAAUGACCUUUGCCAUAUAUGGCAACUAUUUCGAUGAGUAUGCGAAUGGUGGAGCUGAAAGAUUGGGGACGGGAACCCAGCUGUUUCUUCUAAUUACGCCGCUAAUUAUGAAGCAUCUAUUUUGGGAGUAGGUCGAUGCACACUACAUUUGUGCAGGUUAUCUUAGUUAAUUUCUAGGUUUUUGUUAACUAUUUUUAUCUUAGUUUAAGAUUUUAAACCAUUUUUUUUUGUUUAGAAAUAUUUCUAAUGGUGGAAAAUCCCCAAAUAAAGUAAUUCAGAAAUGCGUAAUUGUCGUUGAGCGCAUCAAAGCUAUCUAAAUUAAACAAGUCUAUUAAUUGCCAGUCGUUUUUCGAAAAUUCGCUUUUAUGUUUAUUCAUAAAUGACAGAGAGAUGCAUCAAAAUGUUGAUUUAUUUGCGUGGCUGUCAAAACGAUUAGGUUCGUUUUGUCGCCUGGCAACUCAUUAAAAUCAAUGCGUGCAUGCAUAAGUGUAGGUGAGUGUGUCCGUGUGUGACUACAUAUGUGUGUGUGUGGUGCAUUUGCUGCGAGCUGCACUUUAUAUUUGCCAUUGUUUGUGUAGUUGCCCUUAAGCUGGCACAUUGUAAUUAAGUGUCGCUCAAACAGAAGCACACUGCCACAAAAAAAGAUGUAUUUUACGGCAUAAAAGUGUUAAAUAUGUGGAAUUAGUUACUUAAGGCGCCAUUUAGCCAAAUGCAUAUUCAGACAAAAAUGUGUUUUUAAUAUUAGUAGAUAUAAUUUCGAACGUCUAUUGUUUAUUAAAUAU